Gamsiella multidivaricata is the source of this 249-nucleotide messenger RNA. RefSeq lists its product as uncharacterized. The record is from RefSeq and is a predicted model, not a curated record. NCBI's taxonomy places the organism in Eukaryota, Fungi, Mortierellomycota, Mortierellomycetes, Mortierellales, Mortierellaceae. The annotation marks the transcript as partial. The transcript has a single exon.
ACACAUACUCUUAGCCGACUUGAGGUCGAGAACGCCUUCCUACAGAACCAAAAUGACUCGCUCAACAGGGAUAUUCAACAUUGCCGGCAAACAGUCCAUGCACUAAAGAGAAUUCUGGCGCAGAAGGAGGACGUGAUUCAAAGAAUGCAAGAAGAGUACCGCCAAGCCUAUAUGAAGACCAAGUUCAUGGAAAGUGUGCUUGCUGAACACCACAAUAUUAGCUUUUCAGGGUCAGGGAAGCUACAGCAG